This is a messenger RNA of Acanthamoeba castellanii str. Neff, 309 nucleotides long. RefSeq lists its product as uncharacterized. NCBI's taxonomy places the organism in Eukaryota, Discosea, Longamoebia, Acanthamoebidae. The record is from RefSeq and is a predicted model, not a curated record. The transcript is spliced from 2 exons. Bases 1 to 309 code for a protein of 102 amino acids.
AUGAAGACUUCGCUCCUCGCCGCCCUGUUCCUCUUCGCCUUCCUCUUCUUCGCUUCGGCACUCGCCCAGCGUGGCCAAGAAGACGAAGGCGCCGCGGAAGUAGACCCUGAACUUGCCGAGCUCAACGCCUUCUUCAAGAACCUCAUUCCCGGGGCCGACACCAAUCAGUUGUCGCAGAUCAACACUGCCCUCGGCCGCAGUGGUCCUCGCGGCGAUGGCUCGAAGAUCAUCGAGGUCAACAUCAACCUCAAGCUCCUCCUCAUCAAGCUGGCCCACGGAGGCUUCGGCCUCUACAACAACAAGGACUGA